GCCGCUUCUUGGUUCUAAUUCUCACUCGUGGCUGGAGAAGCGUACUCAAACGUUCGAGCCAGGAUGCCCGUUACUCCCGAUGCGAAAGCACGUUUCUUCACGUUCUGCGUCGCAGCAGCAUUCCGAUUAUGCCUGGGUGCCGCCUUUGACGAUGCUGGAUUGAGGCCCGGCGUCCCAGAUGCGUGCACAUACACGGUUGUAGAAACCAUCCCGGAAGGAGUGACCUUCAGUUCGGGAUACCCCAGGCAUCUUGCGACGUACGAUGCUUGGACGGAGCUGAUAAAUGUGUCGACAGCCGAGAUAAAGAUUGCCUCUUUUUACUGGACAUUAUCAGCCAAUCUCACUGCUUAUCCAUCCGCAGUUCUGGGUGCUCAGAUUUACCAUCACCUCCUGCACGCCGGAACAAACAGAUCAAUUGACAUAAAAAUCACCCAGAACGCACCAAGCCGAAAAUUUCCCAAUAUUGACUCCCAGCUACUAGCAGCAAAAGGCGCAGCCCACGUGCGUAGCCUCAACCUAACACGACUUGGUCACGAGGGCGUACUUCACUCCAAGUUCUGGACCGUAGACGGGAGGCAUGCCUACAUCGGUAGUGCCAACAUGGAUUGGAGGUCCCUCGCACAGGUGAAGGAGGUUGGUGUGCUGAUCAAAAACUGCAGUCGCAUCGUACGAGAUCUAGAGAAAAUAUUUGAAGUCUAUUGGGAAAUGGCGGAUGAAAAUUCUACUCUUCCCACGACCUGGCCGACCCCUCUUAGCACCACGAUCAACAGCAUGACUCCGGCGCAUUUCAACCUCAAUGGCACGAGUACACUGUCGUACAUAGCGAGUGCUCCCCCUUUCUUAACGACUGCUGGAAGGACGGAGGACAUUGACGCCAUUCUUGACGUCAUCACUAAGGCGAAGGAAUUUGUCUACGUCGCAGUCAUGAACUACCUGCCAUUAGAUUAUUAUUCCAAAACCAGAAGGUUUUGGUCUGUCAUUGACGAUGCGUUGAGACGCUCUGCCAUAGAAAAUGGCGUCCGUGUGCGCCUUCUGGUGUCCAAGUGGAGCAAGACAAAGCCUGUCAUGUGGAACUUCGUGGAAUCUCUCGCCUCACUUAACACCACUAAUAUCUCAAUCGAAGUCAAAGCUAUGGUGAUUCCUGCCUUCACAGAAGAGCAACGCAAGACCCCAUACGCUAGAGUGAACCACCAAAAGAUGAUGAUUACGGACAAAGCGGCUUACAUUGGAACAUCGAACUGGGAGCCGAAUUACUUCAUCAAGACAACAGGAGUUGGCUUGGUGUUAAACCAGAACUCAAGCGACUCCAUCAGGGGUGAACUGAAAGCAAUUUUCGAGCGAGACUGGAAUUCUAAUUUCACUUACUACGUCAAGCCAGGCCACAGAAGAAAACUCCAUUGAUUCCAACACCUCGUUGAAACUUGUUACUGCAUAGCUCUCUUCAUGUCAUCCCGAGAGUAGGUCAGUAAGUGCACUUCCUCUCAAACCUGCCUUUCAUUGCUCACUGUAAUGCCCGCAUACAGCUCCUUCUGAAUAAACAAAAACUCGUUAAGGA
Molecule: messenger RNA, 1555 nt
Organism: Rhipicephalus microplus (southern cattle tick)
Lineage: Eukaryota; Metazoa; Arthropoda; Arachnida; Ixodida; Ixodidae
Product: 5'-3' exonuclease PLD3
Molecular function (GO): catalytic activity
Source: RefSeq, a predicted model, not a curated record